Messenger RNA from Camelina sativa (false flax), 2439 nucleotides. NCBI's taxonomy places the organism in Eukaryota, Viridiplantae, Streptophyta, Magnoliopsida, Brassicales, Brassicaceae. The record is from RefSeq and is a predicted model, not a curated record.
AUGGGACAACGCCUUACAGUUCGACGCCUUGAAGAGAUACAACGUUUGUAUCUCUUGGACAUGUUGUUCCUAGUUGAAACAAAGCAACAAGAUAACUACAUCAGAGAUAAGGGUGUCAGUUUGGGGUUCAGUGAUAUGUGUAUUGUCUCUCCUAGAGGGUUAAGUGGUGGUUUAGCUGUUUUCUGGAAGAAUCAUGUUUCUGUUCAAGUUAUUUCUCAGGAUGUAAGACUUGUAGAUCUUUAUGUUGAAUACAAAUCUUUUAAUUUCUACUUGUCUUGCAUCUAUGGUCACCCAAUCCCUAGUGAAAGACAUCAUCUUUGGGAAAAGCUACAGAGAAUAUCAACAAAUAGAAAUGGUCCUUGGAUGAUGUGUGGUGAUUUCAAUGAGAUCCUACAACCAGAAGAAAAACAAGGGGGAAGACAGAGAAGUUUUAGCAGUCUGAGAAAUUUUACAACAAUGAUUGACUGUUGUAAUAUGCAAGACUUGAAGUUUAAGGGGAACCCUUUUAGUUGGGUUGGUAAGAGACAGAAGGAAACAAUCCAGUCAUGUCUGGACAGAGUCUUCAUUAACUCCGAUUGGAAAGCGUCAUAUCCUGCUUCUGAAACAGAGUUCCUCACCAUUGCAGGAUCUUACCAUGCACCUGUAAUUAUUACUGUUGAAGAAGAGUUCUGUGUAAAACGAGGCCAGUUCAGAUAUGAUAAACGACAUGUUGAUUCAGAGGAUUUUGUGAGAGCUGUUAAAAAAGGAUGGUCAACAGAGCUAUCAAGGUGGAAAAGAAGAUCAAAGACAAAUUCAGCAGAAAAGAUACAGAUAUUAAAGGCUCAACUGGACGUAGCAGAGAGAAGCAAUUCAACAACUUUAGCAGAAGUCACAAACCUAAGGUAUGAGCUAACUAAGGCGUACAGCGAAGAAGAACAAUAUUGGAAGUUAAAGAGUAGAAAUCAAUGGAUGAACCUGGGAGAUCGUAACACAAAAUUCUUUUAUGCCACCACAAAGAUACAAAAAGCACGCAACCGUCUUAAAUCCAUUUUCGAUGAACAAGGUGUAGAAAACUUCAGAGAUGAUGCUAUAGGGAAAGUCGCCGAAUCCUACUUCACGAAGCUUUUCACUACGACACAACACACCAACAUGGAUGAUAUAAUCUCUGAUAUAGAACCCCGAGUAACAGCUGAAAUGAACAGAGACCUCCAACUACCAGUUAUAGAUCAAGAAAUUAAAGAUGCAGUUUUUUCAAUAGGGGCGGAUAGAGAUCCUGGGUCUGAUGGUUUCACUGCAGCCUUUUAUCAGCAGUUCUGGGAAUUGAUCGGUGAUGAUGUUUGCUCAAUGGCAGCAUUUUUUCCUGGCCGUAGUAUAUCGGAUAAUAUACUGGUGGCACACGAGCUUCUACAUUCUCUUAAAUCCAGACGUGACUUCCAUACAGGAUAUGUAGCUAUCAAAACAGACAUCAGUAAAGCCUACGACCGUGUUGAAUGGAAUUUCUUAGAAGCAGUCAUGACACAGAUGGGAUUUGCACCACGAUGGGUUAAAUGGAUAAUGGAGUGCGUAACAUCAGUUUCUUAUGAAGUCUUAAUCAAUGGUUCACCUUAUGGGAAGAUAAAACCAAGCAGAGGAAUACGCCAAGGUGACCCACUUUCCCCAUAUCUUUUUCUCUUUUGUGCAGAAGUCUUGAGUAAUAUGAUGCAAAAAGCAGAAAGAGAUAGACAGAUUCAUGGAAUACGUUUAGCAAGAGAUUGCCCGUCAAUAUCCCACCUUCUCUUUGCAGAUGAUUCUCUAUUUUUCUGUCGAUCAUCUAAUCAAGAAUGUGAGCAUAUAGCAUCAAUUUUUAAGAGGUACGAGGCAGCUUCUGGGCAACAAAUAAACUAUACAAAAUCAUCCGUGAUCUUUGGAUUUAAAACUCCAGAUUCAAGAAGACAACGGAUUCAUCAGAUUUUGGGAAUUGAGAGAGUUGGUGGUGGCGGGAAAUAUUUGGGACUCCCAGAGCAGUUUGGACGUAAAAAGGUAGAACUGUUUGAGUAUAUUGUGCAACGAGUAAAAGAAAGAACAGAGGGCUGGAACUACAAACAUUUGUCUGCAGCAGGAAAAGAGAUUGUUAUUAAAACAAUAGCUAUGGCUCUCCCAGUGUUUUCAAUGAACUGCUUUCUCUUACCAAUCACCAUCUGCAAUGAAAUCACCAUUGUAGUCUCAAACUUUUGGUGGGGACAGGAUAAUGGAAAAAGGAAGAUCCCAUGGACUGCCUGGAAACGAUUGACGCUCCCAAAAAAGGAAGGAGGACUAGGUUUUAAAGAUCUUCAAGCCUUCAAUAAAGCAUUAUUGGCAAAACAGGCUGAGCGACUUCUCAAGAACCCCUAUAGUCUUUUGGCUCGUCUCUACAAAGGUUUGUAUUAUCCGGAUACACCUUUUCUACAGACACAAACAGGACCUACUGCGUCCUCUGGCUGA